This is a messenger RNA of Heterotrigona itama, 549 nucleotides long. The record is from the annotation of a GenBank genome assembly. NCBI's taxonomy places the organism in Eukaryota, Metazoa, Arthropoda, Insecta, Hymenoptera, Apidae.
AUGUAUCCAACACGUCAAGAAGGACUGGAAAACUGUGCACGAUCCAAAUUAUCGUACGAUCAUGUUGAAAUACGCGACGGUCAGCAGGAAGCUCAUUACGAUAUGCGCAGCUCUGUUAUACAGCGGCACACUGUUUUUUUGUCGAAGGAAAAUAAUGGAGAAAAUAACACGUUCAGACCAUUAGCUUAUCCCGGCCCUGAUUUGUUCUUGGAUUCUCGGUCUAGUCCUACGUACGAAAUCGUGUUUUCUAUUCAGUGUGUCACGGGAAUGAUUAUGUGCAGUAUCACAGUGCUUGCAUACAGUUUGGCUGCGACUUUCGUCACCCAUAUUUGUGGACAGAUUCAGAUACAGAUAGCAAGGCUACACGAUUUGGUAAAGAGUAAAGAGAGGGAGGAUGGUGGUCGUGAUCCUCUGUCGAUUAUCGUACACGAUCAUGCGGAAAUUUUAAGAUUUUCGAAAAAUGUAGAAGAUGCUAUGCGAGAAGUGUGUUUUGUCCAAAUCUUUGAGUCCACGAUGAACAUGUGUUUGCUCGAGUAUUAUUGCAUAAUG